Molecule: messenger RNA, 855 nt
Organism: Seminavis robusta
Lineage: Eukaryota; Bacillariophyta; Bacillariophyceae; Naviculales; Naviculaceae
Source: the annotation of a GenBank genome assembly
AUGGUCAAGGACAAGGUCGCAACCGCAUCUACUUUCUUCAAUGAUUGCAUGACAGAGCUUCCUCCUGGAGUUUUCCUUGUCCUCGCUUUUGCCUAUAUCGAAAAUGGCAAAUAUCUGAAGGCUUUUCGUCAUGAGUUUAUUGGAACGCUUCUCAUGAUUUCCUGCACAUUCAGUGCUGGAAAGUGGAUUGGACAACAGGACAUGAAACUGGCCUGGACAGCCCAUGCCAUUGGUGUCAUUGCCGCCGAUUGGUUCGGAGGAGGUCCUCACGUCAACCCAGCAAUGACAACCACCAUGUGGGCUCUUGGAAAGUGCACCUACACAGAAGGAUUGGUCCGAAUAGCCGGACAAAUGGGAGGUGGACUCAUUGCCUUUCCUUUCUUCCAUGCAGUUUCCAACUACCUUGGAUUGGAACCCUUUGGUGGACCCGAAUUUAACAUGGAAUCCGACGAGUACGAAGCUGCUGAAGCCGCUCUGUCCGAAUUCUGUGCUACCAUGUUGCUCGCCUUUGCUAUCUACAUUCUCAACUGGGAACUCAACUUUGGAUCCUACCACUACAUUAUCAAGCAGUUCCUCACGGCUGUGGCCAUUCGUGCUCUCAUUGAAAUGUUCCCCACGGCUGGACCUGCCAUGAACCCCAUGUUGGCCACUGCUUGGGCCGCGUUUGGAGUUGGUGCUGGAUUCGAAUUUCCCGAAAACUUCUCCCACUACUUUGUCUAUUGGGUAGCACCCUGUGUGGCCGCCAUUGUGGCCAGCUUUGUCUACGCUGUGUACUCGGGAGAAUCAUUCUUUGGUAGCAAGCUUCCCAUUGGACCCAUCAAGCCACAGCCAGCUGGCAAGGUCAAGAAGAACUAA